GGGCAGGAGUGGGAGGAUGUCCUGUGUCAUUUUGCCGGUGCAGUUUGAGGGACUGCGGCCAAAAAAAAGGAGAAAGAAAAGGGAGUAAAGUCAGCAAGGCUCCAGAUGUUGCUAUGAGGAAAGGAGUCAGCAAUGACUGAUGUGGAGCCUGUGGUCACAGAUUUUGCAGCAUCAGGACGGGCAGGCCGCCGAAACGCCUUACCAGAUAUCCUGGGCUCUCCUGCUGGUGCUGGGACUUCAGACCUGCCACACAAACUGGCUGAGCUCUCUGUUUCAGAAGAUGCAGGAGCAGAGGGUGGAGAAGUGCCAUCAUCCAAAGCCUUGCUGGAAAGUCAAGAGGCAGAAGGAAAACGCAAUGAUUCCUGACACCUAAGGACUUCUGGGUUAAUGAAUCCCAUCGACAGACUUCCCAGUUUCCCUAUGUCACCCCAUCUGAAGUGUGGUAGCAACUUUAGCAGCACAGACAUGACUUUGCAACACACUUGUACCUAGAUACUAUGUGGAUGGCAUACAGUUCUUCCUACUGUCAUCCUUCAAAAGCAAUGUUGACAUAUCCAAAUAGGAAGAGAACUAAAGAAUGUAUCUCUUGUUUUCAGUUUCUCUCUUUUUAUGGUUAUAGUAUUUGUCCUAACUAAUCUUCUUUGACGGUUCCAAUUAAUAUACCUACCCGGAACUAAUCAUCGUUUCAAAACAAAAAUAUUAUUUCUUAAUUUCCCAAACCAGCUUCUUUCUCUCUGACAUAGAGGUGUGUUCACUCCCUGCAACAUGAUAUUAAGUAAAUAUUAGAUUACAGACACUAUCUGUAAUUUAUCUCUAGAGAUUUUUGUUCUCAUUAGAUAUAUGUAGAUGGGUGUGAGAAAAAAAAAUACAUAAAAUAAAAUCUUCUCCUACUCCUGUUGCCAGAAGGUUUUAUAAACUACUUAAACAUGAGUGUUUCCUUAUCUCUAUUUGAUUAUGGCAGAUCAUCUCAGUUUUCCCAUUCCUUGCAGUCUCGUCACUUCGGCCAUUAGUUUUCACGCUGAAUAUUGUAGCUGUUCAUGUGUAUCUAAAGUAAAGUAGGUAUGUUUGUAUAUGAUGAAAAUUGUUUAAUCUCACUGUGGAAAUUAAAUAUCUAUCAUCUUUUCUGUCUUCGGUUGAUUUCUUAAUAUUUCUCCCAUAUUUAAAGCCAAUAAUGCAUAUUUCUUUUAUUUCAUCUGGGUUUUGUUUUGUUGUUUGCUGACAAUGAAGAUGCUUCAACCAUUGUGAUUUUUACAAAGAUUUUAGGCAAAGUUUUUUCUCUACUGAAAGGAGCUGUUUUGUUUUGGAGAUCAUGCUCCUGAAAAUACUUGACAUUCAUUCUCUUAUUGUAGGAGACUUAAGGUUCAGGUACAGCCAUGAACCCCCACAAUUUCUUGGGCAGCAGCCACCUCUGUACAUCAUGAAAAUGGAGGAAGCAUCUCUGAUGAUAUAUCCCACAUGUGACUGGUAUUCCAUCUAUGAAAUAUUUGUGUAAUCUAAACGUAGCAGAGAGCUUGUAAGAGCUCAAGAGAGCUUGUAAGGCACAACUUUCAUUCCUAGUGUGCAUUUACUCAUCCCCUGGCUUUUGGAGACCAUUC
Molecule: messenger RNA, 1595 nt
Organism: Ficedula albicollis (Collared flycatcher)
Lineage: Eukaryota; Metazoa; Chordata; Aves; Passeriformes; Muscicapidae
Gene: PKIB
Product: protein kinase (cAMP-dependent, catalytic) inhibitor beta
Exons: 3
Coding region: 133-366 (77 amino acids)
Biological process (GO): negative regulation of cAMP-dependent protein kinase activity
Cellular component (GO): cytoplasm; nucleus
Molecular function (GO): cAMP-dependent protein kinase inhibitor activity
Source: RefSeq, a predicted model, not a curated record